Molecule: messenger RNA, 5205 nt
Organism: Aureobasidium musti
Lineage: Eukaryota; Fungi; Ascomycota; Dothideomycetes; Dothideales; Saccotheciaceae
Source: the annotation of a GenBank genome assembly
AUGACUUCCAUCGAUACUCCAACGAGCUCCGAGUCCGACGAAGGAUCUCGCAAGAUGGAUCUCGUAUACUUCAACAACGACUUUCCCAAGGACGACUUGCAGAAUCUCUUUCGCCAUCUUCGCAACCAAGCCAAGACCAGACAGCAUACAAUACUGGCCCACUUCUUGGCUACUGCUACCAGCUCUGUGAAACAUGAGAUCCAGACGCUUUCAGCAGACCUGAAGCAAAGCUUCCGACCAUUCGAAUCGCUAUUGGAUUGGGCAGAUGAUACUGAACUUCGGAAGAGCUCUCUGUGCAGCGCUGUAGACGGAGUCCUGCUGGUGAUUCUUCAGCUGGCUGCUCACAUUGGAUUCUUGCAAUAUCCGGAUGCAAACAUCACUGCUCUUGGAAUAGGCCUUCUCUCGGCCGCGGCCCUGUCUUCUUCGACCACUUUGACGGAGCUAGCCUCGAAUGGCUCCAACUCUGUGCUCUUGGCAUUCCGAAUGGGCAUCUACGUCGGUAAUGUCUCGAAAGAUCUCGAUGUUUUGGAGCCGGGUGAGAACUCGGAUUCUUGGGCGUACGUCGUUCAGAAUGUCGAUCUUGAUGCCGUCAGAACUGAGCUUGAUAACUGGAACCAAGACAAAGGAGGCCCUACGACAGGCAGAAUCUUUGUGAGCGCAUACGGCCAAACUUCAGUGACCAUCAGUGGACCGCCUUCGCGACUGACAGCCCUGGUGUCAAAAUCGCAUUUCUUCCGCACUGCGAGGUACAUGGCGCUACCCGUCUACGGCGGACUCUGUCAUGCUCCUCAUAUCUACGGGGCCGAUGAUAUUCGAAAGUUGAUGUCUGGCAUCAGUUUUUCUGAAAAGGACAUCUCAACCCUGCCACUCUAUUCGACCAGCUCUGGCCGCCCUUACGCUGCUCGCAGCUUUGCUGGAGUGAUCGAGCAUGUUUUGAACGAGCUGUUGACUCAAGCCAUCUGUUGGGACAGCGUGAUAGCUGGCCUAUCGCAUCGUAUAGGAUCGCCUGCAACCGCUCUCACCGACAAUCUUCCAUCGCUGGAAGUCUCGACUGACAUCCUGACGACUUGGAUCUACAAACCUACGAACAACAACUGUGAACCACGAUCUCCAGGACAAUCCAAACUAGCCAUCGUGGGUAUGUCUUGCAGGCUUCCAGGCGGUGCCACAAGCACAGAGAAGUUCUGGAAACUCCUCGAGGACGAACUUGACGUCUCGCGACAGGUCCCAGCAGACAGAUUCGAUGUCGAAACACACUACGACCCGACUGGCUCGGACUUGAACAAGACGAUGACACAGUACGGCUGUUUCAUAGAUGAGCCAGGCAUGUUUGAUGCAUCUUUCUUCAACAUGUCUCCUCGGGAAGCUCAAACAGUUGAUCCGCAGAUGCGUCUGGCUCUGGUCACCGCUUAUGAAGCGCUCGAGCAAGCUGGAUGUGUAGGCGACCGUACUGCAGCAACGCAGCUUCAACGCGUAGGCACCUGGUACGGACAGGCUGCUGACGACUAUCGUGAGGUCAACCAAGGACAGUCUGUCGGUACGUACUACAUUCCUGGUGGAUGUCGCGCUUUUGGUCCAGGGCGUAUCAACUACUUCUUCAAAUUCGCAGGCCCUAGCUACAGUGUCGACACAGCUUGCUCCUCGGGUCUGGCUGCAAUUGAGGCGCUUUGGAACGGCGAAGUGGAUACUGCCAUCGCUGGUGGUCUCAACGUCUUGACCAACCCAGACGGCUUUGCUGGUCUCUGCAAUGGCCACUUCUUGACCAAGGGACAUAAUGCAUGCAAGACAUGGGACGCGACUGCAGAUGGAUACUGUCGCGCUGAUGCGAUCGGCUCCGUAGUCAUCAAAAGACUGGAGGAUGCUGAAGCAGACAACGACAAUAUCCUGGGCGUUAUUCUCGGUGCAGGAACGAAUCAUUCGGCACAAGCUGUCUCCAUCACCCAUCCUCACGCUGGCCACCAAGCCGAUCUGUCUCGUCAAGUUCUUCGAAAGGCUGGCGUUGACCCAUUGGACGUCUCCUACGUUGAGCUGCAUGGCACUGGAACUCAAGCCGGAGACCAUGAGGAGAUGAAAGGCAUCAUGGAUGUGUAUGCGCCACUCUCCAAAAGACGUCGCAAUGACCAACCUCUGUAUAUUGGAGCCGUCAAGUCAAACGUCGGCCACAGUGAAUCUGGAGCGGGCACCACAGCUUUGAUCAAAGUCCUUCUGAUGCUUCAGAAGAACGCCAUCCCACGUCACGUAGGCAUCAAAACUGAGAUGAACAGCAGAUUUGCCAACGAGCUCGGCAAGCGCAACAUGCAUGUUCCCUUCGAAGAGACGGCAUGGAACAGAGAUCCUGCUGGGAAACGCCUUGCAGUGGUCAACAACUUCGGAGCCGCAGGUGGAAACACAACAAUGCUCUUGGAAGACGCCCCGAUUCGCGACGUUCCUCAAGCAGACCCUCGUGGAAUCUAUCCAGUGGUCCUUUCCGCAAAGACGAAGUACUCCCUGAGAGAGAACAUCACAAGGAUGAUCAACCACCUCGAAUCCAAGCCCGAUCUCAACAUCGCGGAUCUGUCCUACACCACCACAGCCCGUCGCUUGCAUCACAGCUAUCGCUACGCAACGGCAGUCUCAGAUACUGGAUCUCUGAAGAAGAAGCUUGUCGCUUACCUUGACAAGAUUGAGGCAUUGAAGCCUCUGGGAAAAUCUGCGAAGCCCCAGAUCGCCUUCACAUUCACUGGGCAAGGAGCAUCGUACAAGUCCAUGAGCUUGCAGUUGUACCGCGACCUUCCAAGCUUCAGAGAGUCCAUACAGCAGUUGGAUGAUCUUGCCAAGAUUCAAGGGUUCUCGUCAUUCAUUCCAGCUCUUGACGGAUCCCACGACAAAGACCACCUUCACGAUCCUGUCAUUACACAGCUUGCACUUGUCUGCACCGAGAUCGCUCUGACCAAAUACUGGGAGAAACUUGGCAUCAAACCCGAUGUUGUCUGUGGUCACAGUCUCGGCGAAUAUGCCGCGAUGCAUGCAGCAGGCAUUAUCAGUGCUAGUGAAGCAAUCUUCAUGGUGGGACGUCGUGCUCAGAUGCUGAUGGAACGAUGCCAGUCAGGCAGCCAUAUCAUGAUGGCGGUUCGUGCCUCUACGACACAGAUCACUGAGCUGUCUGCAGGCAAAGACUAUACUGUUGCAUGCAUCAACGGACCCUCUGACACCGUGCUCAGCGGCACCAAGCAGCAGAUGGAUGACAUGUGUCGAGCACUGGAAGCAAGUAGUUUGCGCUGCAUCAUGCUGGACGUGGCUUUUGCAUUCCACUCGGAGCAAACAGACCCGAUACUGGACGACUUCGAAGCCGCUGCAAAAGCAGGUGUCAUCUUCCGUGAGCCGAAGCUCCCCAUACUCUCGCCCUUGCUGGGCAAAGUUGUCUUCGAUGGCAAAACUAUCAAUGCGAAGUAUGUCCGACAAGCUACAAGAGAGACUGUCAACUUCGUAUCCGCCUUGGAGAGUGCUCAUGAAGCAUCUGCGAUCAGUGAGGACACUAUCUGGGUUGAGAUAGGACCACAUCCCGUAUGCACUAGCUUUGUAAAGUCGACCUUGGCUGAUACUAGAUUGGCUGUCCCAUCGCUGCAGAGAACCGAAGACAACUGGAAGACGAUGUCCGAGAGUCUGACUGCUCUUUCUCUACACGGCGUCGACGUUCGUUGGCAAGAGUUUCAUCGUUCAUUCGAGCAGAACCUGCGACUUCUCGACUUGCCGGCUUAUGCUUGGGACGAGAAGAACUACUGGUGCCAGUACCAAGGCGAUUGGUGUUUGACCAAAGGUAAUGACUUCUACAGCACCAAGGAGCAGAAACCGCCAACAAAGAACCCGCUGGCAAGUGAAGUCCAGACAUCGACAGUGCAGAGUAUAAUUGAGGUCAAUUUCGAUGGCGCAGCUGGUACGGUGACUAUGGAAUCCGAUCUCAUGCAGGCAGACUUCCUCGCUGCAGCUCAUGGACAUCGUAUGAACGACUGCGGAGUGGUUACAUCUUCCAUCCAUGCCGAUAUCGCUUUCACACUGGGCCAGUAUCUGCUCAAGAAGUCCGGUUGCAAGACAAGCAAGACCGGCAUCAAUAUUACAGAGCUCGAUGUGACACGAGGACUUGUGGCACAAAAAGACACGAAGACCCCUCAGAUGAUUCGAGUGACAGCAUCUACUGCAGACAUGACUUCGGGACUCGCCAACAUGACAUGGUGCAACGUGGAUAACAGCGGUCCUGCUGAGUGGCUCUCAUCUUGGACGCCAUUGAGUCAUCUCAUCGAAAGCCGCAUCGAGGCUCUCACCGAUCUUGCCAGCAAAGGCCAAGCCAGUCGUUUCACAGGAAACAUGGCCUACACAUUGUUCGCAGGCAACCUGGUCGACUAUGCCGACAAGUACCGUGGCAUGCAAAGCGUUGUGCUGCGAGGACUGGAAGCCUUCGCCGACGUGCAACUGACGACGCAUGAAGGUGGAGUCUGGACAGUGCCGCCUUAUUUCAUCGACAGUGUUGCUCAUCUUGCUGGUUUCAUCAUGAAUUGUUCCGACGCUAUGGACACACACAAGAACUUCUGCGUAACCCCUGGUUGGAAAUCAAUGCGAUUUGCCAAACCACUUGUCGCCGGCAUGACAUAUCGCUCAUAUGUCAAGAUGAUCCCGACCCCCGAUGAUACUAGCGUUUACACUGGAGAUGUGUAUAUCAUGCAGGAAGGCCAGAUCAUCGGCCUGGUGGGAGGCAUCAAAUUCCGUCGUUAUCCACGGCUGUUGCUCAGUCGCUUCUUCUCACCGCCAGAUAAGGCCAGCAUCUCUGUGCCGCAAAAGACCUCUCACACUGUACAAGUAUCAAAAGCACCAGAGGUCGCCACUGCCACACAAAAGCCCAGUAAUGAGCAAAAGCAGAAGCCCAUCGCAUCUGUCAAAGUGGACGCGCCGGUGGUCGCCAACAAGUCUGCUGCUAUAGUCGAAGCAGCAAGCUCAAGCUCACCUACAAUCGUUGACAGAGCCCUCGAGCUCAUCGCGAAAGAGGCCGAUCUUGAUAUCGCAGAUUUGAAAGACGAUGCCGACUUUGCGGACCUUGGAGUCGACAGUCUCAUGUCACUUGUCAUUACCGAGAAGUUCAAGACAGCGCUGGAUGUGCAUGUCGGUGGCAGUCUGUUCCUGGACUACCCGAGCAUCGGUGACUUGCGUGGCUGGCUGGAGUCGAGUUACGGAUAG